Messenger RNA from Cuscuta europaea, 320 nucleotides. Lineage: Eukaryota; Viridiplantae; Streptophyta; Magnoliopsida; Solanales; Convolvulaceae. The record is from the annotation of a GenBank genome assembly.
CAUGCUUUAAAAAGCUUAAGUAUGAGGGAGCAUCUCUUUAUUGUCACAGUUGUCGAGAUGUCAAACAGACAGGUAUUUGGCGGUACAUGUUAAAAUUAAUGGUGAAGCAUAGUAAGCAUUUUGUUGAGGUAGUUAUGUGGGAUGAUGUUUCAAGUAAGCUAAUUGGCAAACCAGCAGAUGAUCUAAGUGACAGUCUUAGCUUGGAGACUUUAUCGCCUUCUGAUGUUCAUAAUGAUGUCUUGGAUUUGAUUGGCCGGGAAUUCAUAUUCAAAGUUGGGAAUCGGAAAUUCAAUACCCUUACAAAUCAGAAUGAGUAUACA